This is a messenger RNA of Saxophila tyrrhenica, 1104 nucleotides long. RefSeq lists its product as uncharacterized. The coding region runs from base 1 to 1104 and encodes 367 amino acids. The record is from RefSeq and is a predicted model, not a curated record. NCBI's taxonomy places the organism in Eukaryota, Fungi, Ascomycota, Dothideomycetes, Mycosphaerellales, Extremaceae. The transcript is spliced from 2 exons.
AUGGUUGCCAUUAAAAUCGUCUCAGCGCUUGCCGCUGCUGGCCUUGCAGUUGCUGCUCCUACAGGUCAAAGCCUCGAGAAGAGGGCAAACAUCGACAACACCAUCCUCCAGUUUGCUCUGACCCUGGAGCAUUUGGAGAAUGUGUUCUACAAGGAGGCGUUGAAGAACUACACCCUUUCGGACUUCAAGGCAGCCGGCUACUCGCAGGACUACUACAACAACCUGAAGUACAUCGCCUACGACGAGCAGGUGCAUGUGCAGGCACUGUCUCAAGCUUUGUCGGCUGCUGGCCAGACGCCCAACCAGGCUUGCACCUACCGCUUCCCAUCCAUCGAUGUGUACGCUCCUCCACCAAGUCACCCCUCAAUAAUCAUCCCAUUAACAACCCGCACCAGCCCAACCUUCAUCACCCUCUCCUCCGUCCUCGAAGGCGUAGGCACAAGCGCCUACCUCGGCGCCGCGGGCCUAAUCACCAACAAACAAUACCUCACCGUCGCCGGCUCCAUCCUCGCCGUCGAAGCCCUCCACACCUCCCUCCAACGCGAGGCAAUCGGCAAAAUUCCCAUGGCCAACCCCUUCGAAACCCCGCUGGAUCCGAUGUCCGUCUACACCCUUGCCGCGGCGUUCAUCGUCUCGUGCCCGGACAGCAAUACCCCGCUACCUUUCACGGCGUUCCCGGGUCUGACGUACGAUGGACAGAGCUGCACGUGCGAGGAGCCCGACUGCAGCACCCCGAGCGUGUACGUUAAGAGGAACGAGAUGUGGGGUGAAGGGUGGCCCAAGUGGAGCAAGCACCACGGCAAGACGUACUCGUGCGCGCCGCCGUCCGCUGGCGCCGACGUGAAGUUCACGGCGGCCAAGAAGAUUCCGAGCGGGAGCUACGUGACGUUCGUCAACGGCUUGACUGUCACUUCUGUCCAGGGUCAAGUUUCCGGCAAGGACAUCACUGCGACGAUCCCACAGGGCAUUGCCGGGCAGACUUAUGUCUUCGUGACCAAGUCGGACGUCGAGACGACGUUUGAUGAUUCGCAGGUGCUGUUUGGGCCGUCGAUUCUGGAGGUCAACCCGGCGGCGCCGGCGCUUGAUUACAGCGUUCAGAAGUGA